AUGGCUAGCUUAGCCCUCAUACAAGGCUACUCAUCCGCCGAAGACGAAGAAGAACGACGUCAUCUCGCAGACUCGGACGACUACGAUUCAGAGAGAUCGGACGACGACGACAGCGACGACGAGGCUAAGACCCCUCGAUCUCGUCGAAGGAAGAAAAGCCCUCCCCAACCGCCGGAGUUCUUGAACAAUGCCGUCGGGUGUGGAGACAGGAGGGAGGAGGCUGAGGAUGUUGAUUUAAGAGGGAGGAGGGGUAGGGCCAGGAGGGAGAAGAAGAAUCUUCCUGCUGUUGUGGUGGUAGAGGCAAAAGCUCAGCUGGUGGGGAUUCGUGAUCGAGUUAGAAGCGAUAUAGAGGGAAGCAGUCCUGCUCCAGCUACUGUUGAUACAGCUGGGGAUGGCAAACGAGUAAUUACAGCCUCAAACCCUGAACCAAAAGAUGCUGCAGAUCUGCUAAGGAUGUGCCUUCAAUGUGGGGUUCCAAAAACCUAUUCACAUAAUCGAGGCAUGGUUUGCCCUUUAUGCGGCGAUCGCCCUCCUGCUGACCCACUGAAAGAGUCCGAGAAAAAGAAAGGAUCCACCAUCAAAGAUAAAGAGAAGAACAAGAGGAUGAAGGGGCAAUCGAGCCAUGCGACAUGGAAGAGUGAAACGGAGAUGCAAUUAAGGCAGCAGUUUGAUUAGAAUUGACAUCAAAUGCUAUGAGGGUUGAUAAAUGAUUAAAUCAUCUUUCGGAAUCUUGUACUGUAUGUGUAAUGGAACUGUAUGAAAUUGCUUUUGAUGAAUACUUGCAACUUUCCUGUUAGAGUCAUGUGACCAGCACAUAAUGAGUUUCUUAAUUCAGGUGCGAAUUAGCAAAAUUAUUUUGUAAUUUGUACAGAUGAUUUAAUCGUCUGUUAUCUAAAUUGUUCAUCUGAGCAUUGACAAGAAACUUCUCUAGA
This is a messenger RNA of Asparagus officinalis (garden asparagus), 932 nucleotides long. RefSeq lists its product as uncharacterized. Bases 1 to 675 code for a protein of 224 amino acids. Lineage: Eukaryota; Viridiplantae; Streptophyta; Magnoliopsida; Asparagales; Asparagaceae. The record is from RefSeq and is a predicted model, not a curated record. The transcript is spliced from 3 exons.